UGUGGGCGGGACAAACAUUGUGAGCCCAGAAAUCGAAGCCAAAUAGAGUAAACAACAAAGUUAGCUGAUCUGCUAGCUUUUAUUUACUGAUAUGGCAUCAGCGGCGACAUGUCCAGGCUCAACACCUCCAGAGUCCAUAGUGCCAGCUUGUAUGUUCGCACCGGACCGGGGAUGUGCUGAUGAUCCGUCGUGUGGAGAAGACUUUGAGGACGGCGAAGGGACAAAUGGGCAGUCUGUGGAUUACCUAGACUUGAGCAAAAAGCUGGUUCUUGUGAGCCCAACAGGAGAACAGUACGAUUCAUUACUGCGGCAGCUAAGAGAGCGGAUAGAAGAGGGAUGUGGCGAGACGAUCUAUGUGGUCGGGAUGGGCUCAGAUGGAGGCGACUACGGUCUGGAUGAGAAGGACAUGGAGGCGUCGGUGGCCACGGUGCGGUCACUGUGUGAGCAGGUCGAGGCUGACCUGAUCCUGCUGAGGGAGAGGACGGAAAGCGGCGGGAAGAUUCGAGACUACCUCAUCCGCCGGCGAGUCGGGGAGCAGGAUUUCCUGGAAGUGAGAGUUGCAGUUGUUGGCAAUGUGGAUGCUGGGAAGAGCACGCUGCUCGGUGUGUUGACCCAUGGCGAGCUGGACAACGGCCGAGGCUUCGCCCGCCAGAAGCUCUUCAGGCACAAGCACGAAAUGGAGAGCGGCAGGACCAGCAGCGUGGGCAACGACAUCCUGGGCUUCGACCAGGAGGGUCAGGUGGUCAACAAGCCAGACAGCCACGGCGGAGGCUUGGACUGGACCAAGAUCUGCGAGAAAUCCUCAAAGGUCAUCACCUUUAUUGACCUGGCCGGCCAUGAGAAGUACUUGAAAACCACCGUGUUUGGGAUGACGGGCCACCUGCCAGACUUCUGCAUGCUUAUGGUGGGCAGUAACGCCGGCAUAGUUGGCAUGACGAAGGAGCAUCUUGGCCUGGCGUUGGCCCUGAAUGUGCCGGUGUUUGUAGUUGUUACAAAGAUAGAUAUGUGUCCAGCUAACAUCUUGCAAGAGACACUAAAAUUACUACAAAGAUUAUUAAAGUCCCCAGGCUGCAGGAAAAUACCGGUUCUGGUCCAGAACAAGGAUGACGUCGUUGUCACCGCCUCCAACUUUAGUUCAGAGAGGAUGUGUCCCAUUUUCCAAAUCUCCAACGUGACGGGGGAGAACAUGGACCUGCUGAAGAUGUUCCUGAACCUGCUCUCCCCGAGGACCACUUUCAACAACGACGAGCCCGCAGAGUUCCAAAUUGACGACACGUACUCUGUGCCGGGUGUGGGUACGGUGGUUUCUGGUACUACGCUGCGCGGAUUGAUACGACUCAAUGACACGUUACUCUUAGGCCCAGACCCGCUCGGUACCUUCAUCCCCAUCACGGUGAAGUCCAUCCACCGCAAAAGGAUGCCCGUCAGGGAGGUCCACGGUGGACAGACUGCAUCCUUCGCUCUGAAGAAGAUUAAAAGGUCGUCAAUCAGGAAAGGAAUGGUGAUGGUCUCUCCAAAGAUAAUGCCUCAGGCUACCUGGGAGUUUGAGGCUGAGAUCUUGGUGCUUCACCAUCCAACCACAAUAUCUCCAAGGUACCAGGCCAUGGUCCACUGUGGCAGUAUCAGACAGACCGCCACUAUCCUGACCAUGAAUAAAGACUGCCUCAGGACAGGGGACAAGGCUUCAGUCCAUUUUCGCUUCAUUAAGACACCCGAGUAUCUGCACUGUGAUCAGAAGCUCGUGUUCAGGGAAGGUCGCACCAAAGCCGUUGGCACCAUCACCAAGCUCCUCCAGUCGGUGAGCACACAAGCUGCCAAAGCCCAGCAGGCCAAGUCUCAGGUCAGUAGGAAGUCUUCUAGAGAGGGAACGACAGGGAGCGAAGACACGGGGUCAACAGCACGACCACUUAGUCCAACUAUGGCAUCGACAGUGGCAGAGGAAGAUGCUCUAUGUAAAGAUGACAACAAAGAAAACAAGCUGAAAUCGGGAGGCGGAGGACGUCGGCGAGGGGGUCAGAGACAUCGAGGGAAAAGUCAAAAUACACCAACCAUGUCUUCAGCAAUGCCCACAGGAGCAGCAGGCUCAUCCUAAAGGCUGAAGAUUUCCUGCCUCGUCAUCCGGUUCUCUUAAAAACAUUGGCUCCCUAUCUGUUGUUUCUACAGUAGAAGGUGUAAUUCUCAAUAGGCUGUGGAAGGUGGUAUCAAGUUACAAACAUGUUUGCAUUUGUGCAUUGCAACGUUCGCCAUAUUAGUAGUUUGUCAGAACUUCCACUAGAGGCAUCGUCUUGUUUUUUUGCCCAGCCUCCAGUCUGCAAAACUUUUCUUUUCUAUUACUGUAAGCUGCCCUUAUUGUUCCUUUUGGAUGGAACAAAGGUAGAAUCAAACAAGUACAUUUGGGCACAACAUUUUCCGUUGUUUGGAAGUCAUUUUUGGGUUUGCCGUUGCCUUGAUGGCGUGUGGAUGGCUGGCCGUAGAUCUCUGACUCAAUAAAUGCUUUAUUUAUUGAGAUAGGGUGAUAGUUCACCCUACCAUUGAUGGGAGCCGGUUUUAAAAAUCCCUGCUUAAGAUGUUCUUGGUGUAUUGAAAAUGGUGUUGAUUUUUGGCAAUAAUUUGGAAAUUGAAUAGAAGAUACCUGAAAAUUGUAGCUUUUGUUGCAUUUCAAAUCACAUAACACGUUUGUAAAUGGAGAAAUUUCUCUCCAUUUAAAAAGAAAAAUCCAUCUUGCUGAGGUUUGAUCUCUAAUAGAAAAACCACUUUAUCUGCUUUAUCAUUUCCUCAGUUUCUUUAGCAGUUUAAUACGUUUAGUCCUUACAACUACACAAAUUUUUUCACUCUUAUUUUUAAAGAAAUGUUAACUAGAUUCAAACUGACUGUUAGUUUUUUGUUUUCCUCUAGUCUUUUAUUUGAUUAUAUUCUUUAAGAUGUUUUUGGCACUAGUGGUCUCUGUUGAACAGUAAAUAGACAGGAAGCUGGGUGGUUGGAGGAGGGGAAGACCAGAAAUCGAACUCAGGAUAACCAUGUUGAGAACUGCAGCCAUCCAGCUAUUAUUGAUCUAUGAUGAUAACUCGUAGGUCCAGAAGUCUCACUGUAACGAUGCAACAACGCACAUCAAAUGCCAAGGAAGAACAUAUUUAAGUCACUAAAUUGUAGCUGCUCUUUUUUAUUUUGGAGUCCACACAAAUGAGCAAGCAGCAGCCAUUUUCUGACUUCAGAAGUAGGAUUUGUUAAAUGCAAGAUUAAAUGUUUCUCUUCAGUAAUAGGAUUUUAGUUUUAUUGUUCAUAUUUUCCUUUGCAGAUUUAAAAUCAUAGACAAACCUUAUUUUUUUUGUGUAGAAGCCAUGAAGACUCUCACUAGUUAAGUUAAUUUUAGUGUCUUUGUGUCUACACAUUUUGCCAUUUUCUUCACAUUGUUUGAAAAACAGUAAAUGUUGUGCAGCCAGAACAUUUUACAUGCUACCCAUAUUUGAUGGUGGAUUGCAUGAAAUGAGCUUUCAAAUCUUUUUUUGUCUAUUUAUAUUCAAAAAUGAUGGUUGUGUAAAUGGGAAAAAAAGCAGUUUAAUUUAAGUGGUGCCAUUUUUAUGUAAACCCUUUUAAAUAAAUUUGCUAUAGCAAACUGA
This is a messenger RNA of Xiphophorus hellerii (green swordtail), 3617 nucleotides long. RefSeq names its product GTP binding protein 1, like (gene gtpbp1l). Lineage: Eukaryota; Metazoa; Chordata; Actinopteri; Cyprinodontiformes; Poeciliidae. Gene Ontology annotation, biological process: translational elongation. The transcript is spliced from 15 exons. The coding region runs from base 92 to 2092 and encodes 666 amino acids. The record is from RefSeq and is a predicted model, not a curated record. Gene Ontology annotation, molecular function: translation elongation factor activity; GTPase activity; GTP binding.